Necator americanus (New World hookworm) is the source of this 732-nucleotide messenger RNA. RefSeq lists its product as uncharacterized. Lineage: Eukaryota; Metazoa; Nematoda; Chromadorea; Rhabditida; Ancylostomatidae. The record is from RefSeq and is a predicted model, not a curated record. The transcript has 7 exons. Bases 1 to 732 code for a protein of 243 amino acids.
AUGCUCGUCAUCUUCUACAUUGCAGUUGGGGUGCUCCUUCUUCCCUCUACUCUUCCUCAAGAUGUUGAAGAUUCUACGUCGAAAACGCUAUGUACAGGCGGCACAUAUAAUGAGGAAUACAUUCGUGACUACUUUGUCCAUACCAUCAACAAUCACCGCUAUGCACUGUUAAGAGGAUCUGAACAGAAUGGGCCGUGGAAUGAAACAGCAAAUCGGAAGAAGUUCCCACUAGCAAAGACUAUGAAUAGAAUAGAGUACGACUGCAACCUUGAACAGAAGGCUUUUGCUCUGUUGGGUCAGUGCUGUUCAACGGACUUUCCUUCCGGUCCAGCUGGAACGGCAGCCAUAUACUACGAUACUGAUCUGGACGGCUCUGACGACGCUGACUUGUUCAAAGCUGUUUGGCAUUGGACUAAAGAGAUAAGUAAGUUCGCGGUCAGCGAUGAUGCUUUUACCGCCAAACAAGUUGUGUACAGGAACGACGAUUGGAGGUUGUAUGACUAUUUGAACCUAGUGAGAGCCGCCAGCUCUAAAAUUGGAUGCGCGGAUAUAACUUGCAGACGCAGGGAUAUGAGAAGAUAUAGGGCAGUCUGCCUGCUCAAUAGGAAUCCCCUCACGGAUCGUGAUAUCAUCUACAAGACAGGAUUAGGCGGAUGCAAUAAGGGAGAGACGUGUCAGAGUGGAGUCUGCGAUCAGUUUGGAUUUUGUGAUUUGAGCAAAACGGCUCCGUAG